This is a messenger RNA of Lachancea dasiensis, 477 nucleotides long. The record is from the annotation of a GenBank genome assembly. Lineage: Eukaryota; Fungi; Ascomycota; Saccharomycetes; Saccharomycetales; Saccharomycetaceae.
AUGAGAGAUUUUAAACGAAUGAAGGAAGAUGCUCCUCCUGGAGUAUCAGCUUCUCCAUUACCUGAUAAUGUUAUGGUGUGGAACGCCAUGAUUAUAGGCCCUGCGGAUACACCGUACGAAGACGGUACUUUCAGGCUGUUGCUAGAGUUUGACGAAGAAUACCCAAACAAACCUCCACAUGUCAAGUUUUUGAGCGAAAUGUUUCACCCUAAUGUGUACGGAAACGGAGAGAUAUGCCUAGAUAUUUUACAGAACCGAUGGACCCCUACCUACGACGUUGCCUCGGUAUUGACAUCUAUUCAAAGUUUAUUCAACGAUCCGAACCCAGCUUCCCCUGCUAAUGUGGAAGCCGCGACGCUUUUCAAAAACCAAAAGCCUUUGUACAUUAAAAGAGUCAAGGAGACCGUCGAGAAGUCUUGGGAAGAUGAUCUGGACGAUAUGGAGGACGAUGAAGAAGACGAGGAUGAUGACGAAUGA